Liolophura sinensis is the source of this 3429-nucleotide messenger RNA. RefSeq lists its product as uncharacterized. The record is from RefSeq and is a predicted model, not a curated record. NCBI's taxonomy places the organism in Eukaryota, Metazoa, Mollusca, Polyplacophora, Chitonida, Chitonidae. The transcript has 14 exons. Bases 1921 to 3429 code for a protein of 502 amino acids.
CGCCAACCUUGGGGUAGUAGGCCUACCGGUAAAAGUAGUUUUGAGUUUUAAUAACAUUUUGGAACACGUUUGUUAUUCUUUCAUCCUUUUACUAAAAUGUUUUAGUUUCACUACUGCACUCUGCAGCUCUCUUUAUUGUAAUAUGCAGUGAUGGACGGAAGCAGAACGUUCCAGAGCUCCAACAGUACUUUCAACGAAGAAUCAUUUCUACAAUUUUCAUAAUGUGGGGGCGCCAGGCAGCAGUACAAAGCGAUAUCUAAGGAUGAAGCUCUGCUCUUAUUUAUCAUCAGAUUUCAAAUGAUUGGUUGAUAGUUGAUCAUUCACCAUUUUAAUAUAUCAGUUGUUACACCCGUACCACCUGCACAUUGCACCAGGAGUUCGAUACUAAGUUGCUAACAUGCAUAGAUCUACCUGCAGCCUGUUACUUUUGUGAAAAACAGAGCAGGCAGUAAUCUGUUUUGACUAAGGCUCCAACAGUAUUUACUUCAUUUAAUUUUGCAAGCUUAUGGUUGGCUACUUAUCCAGAGUAACUUCCGCUCACAAUGAUCAUGAAAUUCACUGGCAACAUUUUCAACAUACACAAGUCAAAUUAGAUUAGUCGAAUGAAAACAGGAUCAGCAUUAUUUCACACAAUUUGUAGGAUUCAACAUAUUGCUUCAUGUCAUCACGGCUUAUGAAAUAGCAUCUGUCUUAUGCUUUGUUCAUUGUCAAAUUCUAUCAGUUCAAACGGCAAAUGGAACCCUGUUUUUGGUGUGUGGAAUGAGAAAUUAUAAUUGCAAUAUUUAUUUGAUUGGUGUUUUACAUCAUACACAAGUGUAACAGGAUGAUACAAGUAUAUAAGAGCUAUCUACCUCUUGCUUGGGCGACUCUCCCUAUAGUCUAGUGGGGAAAAUUAUGGACUCCAAACCCAGAGAUCGCUGGUUCAAAUCCCCAGCUUGUAAGCCCGGUCACAUUUGGCGCUACAAACAUGGGUACAGGUAGUGGCUUAUAUAGCAGGCUGUGAUGCCUUCAACAAGGAAAGGUGAAUGUGACAGGGUGAUUUGUAUGUAUAAGCGUUAACUACCUAUGAGUAGUAGUGGCCAGUGGUGGAAGUGUGGACUCCCAACCCAGAGGUCACUGGUUCAAAUACUCAGCUGGUAGGCCUGUCAGGCAAGAAUAAUUCACUUGUGCAAAGGCAGUCAGGGUUUGUAGAGGAAACUCAGCUGCACCAUCUCAUGACCAUCUGUAGGAUAAAUAAUAAAUUAAUAUGUUAUGUCAAAAGAGAUCAACUUACACAGCACUUACAGCUAAGUUCUAACAAGAGACAGAUUGCUACCAGAACUGCAUUUGUGUGGGAGUGUGUGAAGAUGUGCUUUCUGAACAUAGUAUGGUUGAACCUUUUUCUUAUGGUAUGUUUCUGUGGAAACACCAGUGGUGCAAGGUCGAAUGUUGAACCAGGCAAACACUGUGUCGAUAUCCCAGAUCCUACAGGAUCUGGUUAUGUGGAGACAUGUGCCUCUUGCUUUUUUCAACAAAACUGCUUGGACACCAAUGUUUGCUUGACUGGUUCAGAGGGUGAAUUGUGUGAAAGAUGUGUGCAUUUCAGUGAUUUACUUCACACUGGCCACAAGGCUCAAGGUUACUACAGAGUUGGGAAUACCUGUGUUCCUUGUCUGGCUUUUCCGUGGGCUUUAGUAGUUCUUGCAAUUUUUACCAUCAUUUGGCUCUGGGUUGUGGCUUACAAUAGUCUGACUCCUUCCUUGGCAACAAAGAUAAAGCAAGGCCUUGAUUUCUUCCAGUAUGUAAUCUUGUGUUUUUUCUAUCAAGGUGGCUUGGUCGAACACUAUCACUCGAACUGCUUUGGUGUUUACAUUCUCCUACUUCAGCACCUCUGCAGCAACACCAUCUUGCUUGGUUUCUCAGUCACCGCUGUUAUACUUUAUGGAGUGGGGAGUCACUGUCGCUAUCGUUGCCAUCUCUCUCAUACUCAUGUGGGUUCUAGAUCUCAGAAAGGAAUCUCGACUGAAAAAAGGUGGAAUACAAGUAUUAGUUCAGAAGAAGUUGUGGAGAAAACGAGCUGUUUAUCGAAGAUUUGCAUAUCUGAUUCUUAUGAUAUUUUAUGUGCCUGUUACAACUUCAGCGAUACAGUCUUUCAGCUGCACUGCUGGCCUCUACCCUGAAAGUUUGACAUUGCACCGUGGACAAGGGCUGUUCCUAUAUGACAUGAGGAUUAACUGUGAUGAAGUGGGAUUUUCUGCUAUGAAUUCAUUAAUCACUUUGAUUAUGGUGGCCCACACAUGUUUGUUACCUCUACUGGUGCUUUUCUUCACUCUCAGGCAGAAGAAGUGGGGAUUUCUACAGUGCAAAAUGAUUCAGUAUGGACCUGUGUACGAGACGUACAAGGAGAGAUGGUGUUUCUGGGAGACGUUGGUCAUGCUGAGAAAAAUUGUCUAUAUACUUCUGACCAACACCUAUCCAAUAAGUCCCGUAUACCAAGCCAUCGGUCAUUUGUGUGUCACUGGAACUUUCUUACUGGCUACAGUAAUCUUCAGACCAUUCAGGAAAUUCACCUGGAAUCGACAAAUGUUGAGAAUGUUGUCUCCUUCCAUAAUAUUUGAGGUGUUGUCAAACUUCAGCCUUAUUUUGCUUGAGACACAAGGGUUGUUGAUAGCUUAUGGCAUCACAGUUCCAGCCUUAGACGCAGCAUUUGUUAUAUCUCUGGCUGUCGCUCUGGUGUGCUGGUUAACUAUAAUUCUGGCAGUGGAGUAUGAAAAGAACUUGGCAGUGUUUGAAGACUUUGAGGUGCCACUUGUUGAAAAGAGAUCUCUAUUUCUGGUAGAAGAGGAUAACUCUCAAAGUAAAGAUGCAGCAAGACGAAGGAUAGAUGAAGUGAGGCUGUUGGGCACAAGGGUGCAGCCGGUAGGGUCAGGGAACCAUCCAGAUGCCUCAGCAUCAAGGAGUAAAGGGCUUACACACAAAAAUGGACAAGCUAGAAAGCUGUAUGCCACAAGAGAACGAGAAAACAAGUCUGUUGAUAAAAUAGCACUCGGGCUGAAGGGACAUGACAAUACGGUAGAAAAGUCACAGGAGAAAUUACACAAGAGACCAUGGAAUGCAAAUGAUCCAGAGAAAGAUGCAGAGAAACGCAGGCAAGCUGUUGGAGAAGUGAAGGCUUUUGAGAAAACAUUGGAACACCAGAAGAAACGCGCAGGAGAAACUAAGGCACCAGAGACCAGUGUAGUAACUGAGGAGGACAAUGAACAGAAACAUGUAAAGUCACAAGAUGAAUUGUUAUUGGUAUUAGAUGUGGAUAGCAAGGAGCCUUUCACAAGUAGUCAUGUGCCAGUACCUAGUGAUCAACAAAUAAACUCAAGAAAAGGGGGAAGAGAGGGAACACCAGACCCACCAGAAAAUUUAUUUGAUGACAGUUCCAAUACUUCAUUGUUCUGA